Messenger RNA from Siniperca chuatsi (mandarin fish), 6085 nucleotides. It is a transcript of the gene cdk5r2b, whose product is annotated as cyclin-dependent kinase 5, regulatory subunit 2b (p39). The transcript has a single exon. Gene Ontology annotation, molecular function: protein kinase binding; cyclin-dependent protein serine/threonine kinase activator activity. The coding region runs from base 3255 to 4142 and encodes 295 amino acids. The record is from RefSeq and is a predicted model, not a curated record. Gene Ontology annotation, biological process: activation of protein kinase activity; brain development; positive regulation of cyclin-dependent protein serine/threonine kinase activity. Lineage: Eukaryota; Metazoa; Chordata; Actinopteri; Centrarchiformes; Sinipercidae. Gene Ontology annotation, cellular component: cytoplasm; protein kinase 5 complex.
UAUUUAGCUUUAUUUAUCUUCUUCUAGCAACAAAUUGCGUUAUAUGAACAUACAUUGUUUGUGUCUUUUGUCUUUUAUCUUACAUGACAAUAUUACAUGGCCACUUUCAUAAAGAUUUAAUGAAAGAAAAUAUUAUAUUUACAUGUUUCAAUGUUAGUUUAGUAACACUAAUCAAUAUUUCUACAUAAACCAUGGAUCAGAUGUCUUUGUGUAGUGAUGAACCCACAGAGAAUUAACAAUCAACUCUGCAGUUCCCCUCAGAUCCAUGGAGCUUUUUAGUCUAUUUUGGAUCAUUGUUUUGGUUUUCUGGCCCACAAACGCCGCUCUCAUCAUACUUGUUUACAAAAACAGCAGGCAGCAAAAAGCUCUGAUAAACCCAUUGUACAUUACCGUACCUGUCCAGCACCAAACAGCAGACCAACAAAGUUAGCAGCUAGCUGGUGAACAUAGUGGAGCAUUUAGCUGCUAAAAAGCCAGAAAUUUCCUUCAGGAGCUGGUGGAGACCAAAACAGAACUAAAAGGAGAGUAAGUAUUGGACUGGAUUAUUCAAUUGGCCAGAAACACAACUCCAAAUAAAUGCUAAUGUAGCUGAGUGUCUGCUGGAUGUCAAUGGAAAUGGGCAUUUCGCUAUAACAAUUUUAAAGGUGAUAAUGUGUUUACAUUACAUAUUGUGUUUACAACUAAAUCCACAGCCUCAGACGCUAAAAAAAGUGAAUGCAGCUUUAAACUUCACAUGCAUUCAUUUUAUAUUCAAAACAUAUACUGGAUAAGGCACUUCAUUACUUAGCUACCCAUUUGAAACAUGAUAUGAUAUAUAAUGAAAUGUGUGUAAACGUGUCCAGAAACACAAAUGUUUUAAAAAAGAAUGAAAAAAACCCUCAAGCACAGCACCCAUUCAACUUCCCAUGGCUCUACCAAGUGUUCCCUUUCUCUCACCCCAUCAUAACCCAACUUUAUGAUUCUUAGACAUCUUUUUCCCUUGGUAACUAAAUAGUGAUAUAUAGUAGAGCCAGAAAAGCUUGACGCUUCAUGUCUAAUACAUUGAGAUUAUUCCUCUGCCACAUCCUGUUGCAUUUUGUUUGAUUUGAUGAAAGAGUUUCUUUUGAUCACCAUCUGAUUUGUGAUGUGUUGGAUCAAACGUUGGCAUGAUCAAAAGAGUUUGUGUGAAAUGGGUAGCACUUUUGGAACAUUAUUGUCUUUCAUCUUAAUUUGGUUCAAAUGACCUUCCAUACUUCAGUCUUUCAUCUUGUCACAGUUGUUUUGGUUGACAGAUUUAACAGGUGUAUCAGACAUCUUAUAGAUGAUGACUAUUGAGUUUGAUCAUCAUUAUGAUUUACAAAAAUGGUGUUGAUGAUGACUAGAUUAUGCUGAGGUUGUCUGUUGUGGUAACAAUGAUAAUGAUGAUUCAUGACAAUGAUGACAAUAAUGGGUGGAGGAAAAGUGGAGGAAUGUGCAAAUGAUUUGAUUUGUUUUUAUAUCGUGUUUUUAUCAAUAAAUGCGUUGGACAGUUCACUGGAUCCUUUCUGACCUUUUAACAUGACUUUAUAGAUUAACUGCUGCAGGUUUUUAUUGAUACAUUGCCUAUAUGUGCUGAACUGCACUGCACCCCUCAGGCAUCAGUUCCUCACUAUCCACUAUGCAAACGGACAAGAGAUCAGAUACAAGUGGAGGAUGUCAGGAAUACAGUCAAACGCCACAAAUACUCAUAGGAUUGGGGAAAAAAAAAAAAAAAAGCUAUAAAACGCUACUGGAUAUCUCUCUUAUGACUCUACAUAUACCUAAAAAAUGAAUCCCAUACAAAACACUCAGGGUGGAACGUAUUGAAUAAAUGGACCAACAGUCAUGGGAAAUCUCAAAAUAUGGAGCAAUUGCACAGUAAAUAGCUAUAUGGAAAAUGUAGUUGGCAUUUCAAUAAGUAAGAAGAAUGACAUCAGAUCACAGGUUUACUUCCCUAUUUAUCCCAUAAUCCUUUACAAUUCAGCUGAAGGGCAAAGCCCAUUCCGAAGACUGCAUAGACUUUGAAUGCUAUUUGUAUCUGUUUCCAUUCUAAGCUGAAUGAAAAGAUCAGACAGCAGUCAUGUAACUUAGUGGAGGGGUGCCAGUUCUGCUCAGAGUAAGUGGAUCAUCCAUGGGGUUUCCUGAGACUUGCAUGCACUGCUACAGUAGCUGGGUGUAGGAUUAAAACUGUGGCCUACUACAAAGAAUCGCUACUGCAGCAAGCCAGUAGUCAUUUCAUGGGAGAUCAAAACACUUUGAUAUUAUUUCAGUAACAGUAAUAAUAAUAAAAGCUUUGCAAGCCAAGUCCUGGUCAGAAGGGACAUUUAGGUGGACAGGCAAUGAAAUAACUUCAUGCCUGACGUCUCACUGUCCUCCACCUGUUCAGUGAUCAUACAACAAUACUUUUACAUUUUAAAGUCCCAGAGAGGUCAAAGAUUACAAUCUGAGGAAUGGACAACAAGUGAAUGUAUGUCAAGUAAAAUAAGUGCAGGUGAUGAUUCUUCUUUUGAAACUAAGUGUGAAACGUAAAAUGUCAGCAGUAUGACUCUGUUUUGAACAUACCUGUACCUGAUAAACAUUUCUUAACAGAGAGCAAACAAGCCAGUGUAGAUACUCCGCAGUACAUUAACCAUUCAGUAACAAAAACAGAAGCAUUAAGGAUACCAUCGUAAUGACUGAUGAUGUGAUGUAAAUGUCAGUGAGUGAUACAUCAUUCAGCAAUGUUGAUCAGUUUAUGGGCCUAUUUGCUGACUGCUGACAAAAAAAAAGGAAGAUAGUCUGAUUUAUGGAUAGCAGUGAUUUUCCAAACUGUCCUGGUAGAGAAGAAUAGCCCAGGAACAUUGUGCUCGGUACUAGAACAGGCUAUCAAUGGCAACCUGCAAACAACACCCCUAGUGAUUGGAUCAUUGAUUGGCUUUCUCAUUGGCUGCCUCGGCUGCCAGUCAGCUGAUUCGUUUAAACCCGUGAUUUACGCAGGGUGACUAAUCUUCAUUGAGGUUACAGCCAUAGGAUUGUGUCGCAGCGUCUCCCUGCUGAGGCGCUGACACACAGAGCAUCAGCUGGAAUACACGUUCACUCCGAACACCAGCUCCAUCUUCUUCCCCUUUGCCGCCCAGCAGCGAACGCACGGAGCGACUAAACGUGUAAAUGGAGUUUCAGUCGUUGUCGUGACUGCUCUUCACCGCCUCUCACCCUGCAGAAGACUGCGUUGAAGUUGCUGCAGCAUCCAUACCCGCGCGGCUCUCUCCUUCGCAGACAUGGGAACCGUCCUCUCUAUAUCUCCGGCGACGAAGAAGGCAUCUAUUAUGGACGCCGAGGUCGCAGGAGAUGGACUCAAAAACGACAAGAGCCUCAAGCGGCACUCGAUGUUCGUCUCUCUCUCCUGGAGGAAGCUGGUGUCCAGUUCGGCCAAGAAGAGUGUUAAGAAAGUGACCCCGAAUCCGCUGCCCGCCCGUGAACUCCCGUCCAGUCAGGUGGCUCAGCUCAACAGCGAAAACAUCAGGAAAACGCACCAAACCGAAGAGAAGAAGCCCAAAGCGCCGAUCCCGGUCCCGGUGCCCACGGUCCCCACGCAAAACAAGGAGGCUGGCGCCCAGAACGGGAGGCUUUCCUCGACCCAGAAGCAACCCAACAGUCUGUCUGUGGUGUCACCGAGGCGGAUAGUUAUCCAGGCUUCAACCGGGGAGCUGCUUCGCUGUUUGGGGGACUUCAUGUGCCGCAGGUGUUUUAAACUGAAAGAUUUAAACAGCGGAGAGGUGAUCCUCUGGUUCCGAAACAUUGACCGGACUCUUUUGCUCCAGGGCUGGCAGGACCAAGGCUUUAUCACGCCGGCUAACGUGGUGUUCGUGUACCUGCUGUGCGAAGACACGAUAGCGGACAGCAUCGACAGUCCGGCCGAGCUGCAGGGCACCUUCCAGACGUGCCUCUACCUCGCCUACUCCUACAUGGGCAACGAGAUCUCCUACCCACUCAAACCGUUCAUGAUCGAGUCGAACAAGGACGUUUUCUGGGAGACGUCCCUCCGGAUCAUCAACAGGCUGAGUGCCAAAAUGCUGCAGCUGAAUGCAGACCCGCACUUUUUCACCGAGGUCUUCCAAGACCUCAAAAACCAACGAGACACCUGCGAGUCAAACCUGGACCGCUGACAUGGAAACAACCGAGACACUGGUCUGUGUUUUUUUUUUUUUUAAAGAAAAAAAAAAGAAUGAAUGUUCUGCAAAAUCACAUAACGGUGGUUUUGAAUGUAAAGGCCAACAUCGAAGGCUUCUCACGUCUGGGCUGAAUAUCUCUCUAGUGAUGUAACACAACUUAAGUGUGGUGUUUAGGCUACAGUGUAGGAGAUUUCAUAAAUGCAUGCCAAUGGUAUAUUGUCCUCUUUCGUCUUGUCCCUUGAGUGACGCGGGGACUGACUUCGUGGUACAAAUCACAUCCGAAGUGACACCCAAAUCCCCCGUUUCGGUCACGAUUAGCCUACUCUCUGUGUAAGCAAGUGGAUGUCGCAGUGAGGUGAGGUUCCAGGCAGGACCACAAUAGAUCCGUGUUUGUGAGGAGGCGAAAGGCGGAGCUGUCCGAGGUGCUGACCUGUGCAGCCGUUUCUCCUCCGCUCCCUGCUAUUUGUGUCACUUGGCCACAACAGGAGCCAAGAGCGGCUUAAGUGGACCAAAGUCAGCCCCGAUACACCUAAAGCACAUAAGCCUAAGUCUUGUAAGUGAAGGUAUACAGUAUAUUGUGCUUUUUUAAAUUCUCUACCAGCUGAUAGUUAAGCUGUUAAACAUGCAACAGAUAUCAGAAGCAUGUUACUUUAAGGGGGGGAAACAUAUUACUUGGUAUAAACCUUGACAAACCUUGACUGGAUGCAGAAAAGGAUCUGCUAUAUAAGGUUAUCUUCACACCAGGUUGGAAUAUAGCUGUUUUCAGCUUCUAUUGUGUGAUUAAAACCACCAAUUAAUUCAUAUAAACCACCUCACUUUGAAUGAAAAUACUUUUUUUUUUUUUUUUUUCAUACCAACGUGAUGUUGUAGUGAUGUACCUGUAAGUUGGCCAUUAGUUCAAGUUGAACAUGAGGAUAGGGGGCAGAAAUGUAAAAUUAGUGAAGGGAGUAUCUCCCCCCUGGAAUGUGAUAAAGCGCGCUAAAUGGGCCCAUAGAUGGUCACACAGCCUGAUUAUCAGCCCAAGGCCUCUGUUGUGUGUUGCUUUCCAAUACACUGCAGAGGUCAACAUAACUAGAGACUGAAUGGAAUGUACAGUUUUUCCAAGAGAUUUUUUUUAAUGUGCCAACUAUAAAUACUCUUGGCCUGACACUUUAUGGUUUACAUGUACAUAUUCCAUAUUUUAACAUUGCUCUUUUUUUUUUUUUUGAAGGUGGCUGUACAUGAUGUAGUUCAAGCAUAACAAAAAAAAAAAAACAACCCAAUAGAGCUUAAUGGUCAAAUGGUAUUUUUGCCCUGUUCUGUAAAUGUGCUGCGGGCCUCAGUUUGCUGGGUUCAACUCACUUUCAGUGCACUCAAUUCAGGAAGGAUGUCUCCUCAUACUAAAAUGUAAAUAUUGAAUGUGAAGGUCUCAUUAUUAAGUGACAGAAGACUAUCAUUUGCACACAUCAUUGCAGUUUCUAUAAGUUAAACGCGAAUCUCUGAAACCAAGCUUAUAGGGCAAACCUGACCGUUAUUCUUCAGUAUUAUGCUCCUUCUAAGUGAUCAUUGUGAUGUUGUGUUGUGAACCCAUUGCUUGGAAAGUGGAAUAUAAUGCUGCUAUUUUGCACAGCUGUGAACAAACCUUUGAUGUUUUGCACAGUGGUAUAACAUAAUGGUCAUGUACCAGUGUUUCCUUUCAGGCACUGGAGUGUUUGCCAUUAAGUUUGCAGUUAAUGUCACCAGGUCUCGCUCUAGGAUGACCAUCUGUGAAUUAGAUCUUUUGCACAGUUCAUUUCUCCUAUAUGUCAGCUAUGGAAAGUGAUAUUUAUAUGUGUGUGUUGUCUGUGGUGUUGCACCACAGUUGCAUUCACUCUCUCUCUACAUGUUAAUAAAAGGUCAAUACAGUAAUUGUUUAUGGUGACCAUGAUGAAAUAAAUCCAAAUUUGUGUAGGAUCUCA